Molecule: messenger RNA, 615 nt
Organism: Vicia villosa (hairy vetch)
Lineage: Eukaryota; Viridiplantae; Streptophyta; Magnoliopsida; Fabales; Fabaceae
Exons: 2
Coding region: 1-615 (204 amino acids)
Molecular function (GO): nucleic acid binding; RNA-DNA hybrid ribonuclease activity
Source: RefSeq, a predicted model, not a curated record
AUGGCUUUAGAAGCCGAAUUGGAAGAAAGUAUGGCUGUUGAAGCCAUGAUUGUGAAAAAUGAAAAUAGUCAAGUGGUCGAUCACCAAGUCGAAAGAUUUGAUGGGAUAUAUGAUGACGAACCCUUGGGUUUUGAAAUGGAUCCUGAAGGGUCAGUAAAAAGAAUGCAAGCUCAAGAUCCUCUUGAAGAAAUUGACUUGGGUGAUGGAGACACUAAAAGACCUACAAUAAACGGCGCGUGUUCCAAUAAUGAAGUUGAAUACGAAGCUUUGAUAACUGGAUUAAAAGCUCUAGUAGACUUGGGGGCAAUGCGAGUCGAAAUCCGAGGCGAUUCUGAGCUUAUUAUUCGACAAAUUAAAAAAGAGUAUAAGUGCAUCAAAGAAAAUUUAAUAGUUUAUUAUGCUAUGGUUGUGCGCUUGUUGGAGAAAUUUGAGUAUGUCGAGAUCAUGCAUGUGCCAAGGGCUGAAAACUUUGUAGCAAAUGAAUUGGCACAAAUUGCUUCAAGCUAUAAAGUCUCCAAAGGUAAAUUGGAAGAGUUGGUCAAAGUCAAAGAGAAGGAAACCCAUGAAGUGUUGGAUAAGACAGGCCAAUUGUCGAUACCAAAACUUGGGGGGUAG